Molecule: messenger RNA, 921 nt
Organism: Endocarpon pusillum Z07020
Lineage: Eukaryota; Fungi; Ascomycota; Eurotiomycetes; Verrucariales; Verrucariaceae
Exons: 4
Coding region: 1-921 (306 amino acids)
Cellular component (GO): cytoplasm
Source: RefSeq, a predicted model, not a curated record
AUGGCCGAAAUAGUGGAUGAUAAGUCACAAUUCUGCAUCCCAUUUAUAAUUGAGCGUCUUCAACUCCAUCGUCUACGCAAUGCCAACAUUGAGAACGCACCACCUUUCUUUCUCGGCGUUAAUGGAGUUCAAGGAGCUGGUAAGACUGUGCUGGUGUCCAUUAUUCAACAGACUCUUGAACGUCCUCCCCACAAUCUGCCCACUGUGGUCUUCUCCCUCGAUGAUUUAUACCUCACCCAUGCGGACCAAGUAGACUUAGCAAAAACACAUCCUGACAACCCUCUACUUCAACAUCGCGGUCAGCCAUUAACUCAUGACAUCCCUCUGGCAAGUUCCGUCUUUUCUUCUCUACGUCAAAAUGCUCCAACAAAAAUUCCGCAGUACAACAAAGCUGCAUUCGGCGGCCAGGGAGACCGUCUGUCUGAGGAUCAGUGGCUGAAGGUCAAUUUUGAAGGACAGAACACGGUGAAAAUCGUGAUAUUUGAGGGUUGGUGUGUAGGUUUCCGUUCGCUGAGUGAGUGCGACCUCAAGCAGAAAUGGGAACAUGCUAUGAUGAGUCGUGAAGCAGGUGAAUAUAUUGGAAGGCUUGGAUUUAAUACGCUAGGGAAUGUUGCCAGCAUCAACACCGCAUUGAGGGCAUACGAGCAGAUCACCAACAAUCUGGACGCCUUAGUCCAUAUCGACGCGUUCGAUCUGCAAUACGUCUAUAAAUGGCGACUAGAACAGGAAGCUCGUCUCCGAGCCUUGAGAGGAUCUGGUAUGACAGAUGAGGAAGUCAAGAAUUUCGUCGAUGGAUAUUAUCCAGCUUACGAGCUGUUCACUGAUACUCUUCGUGCUGGUAUUUUCGAAGGUGAGACAGGGCGGCAACUAAGACUCGUAGUUGGCGAAGACCGUAAAGUCAUGGAAGUUAUCAAAAUAUGA